Molecule: messenger RNA, 4472 nt
Organism: Limulus polyphemus (Atlantic horseshoe crab)
Lineage: Eukaryota; Metazoa; Arthropoda; Merostomata; Xiphosura; Limulidae
Product: protein espinas-like
Exons: 6
Coding region: 1438-3846 (802 amino acids)
Molecular function (GO): zinc ion binding
Source: RefSeq, a predicted model, not a curated record
UACUGAAUAGUCCUGCUGAGCCUAUAGCUCACGUUGUUUAAUAGGUGUCGACCAACUUCCCGAGAGCAGUGACCCAUGAAAAGCCGUUAAGCGUAGAUAACCAAAAGGAUGCUACCGCGUUAGUCACGCCAGAAGCGCACGAACGCUGGCUUCUGUAGAUGCGUAGAUCCCACUUCCUCUGUACUCGCUCUUGGUUAUUAUACCUGUAACUCAUCGCAUUUAAGACCAGUGAAUUGUGAACAAACAUCGCUGUAAAAAGCACGCCGUUUAAAGUGGUCAUCUCAACAAAUAUAUAUUGGGAAAAUCUAAUCCGCCAUCCUAUUGUACGUAUUUUGUGUUAUGUGGUAACUUCUGGAAAAUCCCGAGCGCGAAUCUGUAUACGAUCUUCAUCAAGAUAUCUUUUUUUGCUGUUAGCUGACAACGCAGUCGUACAUAUUAUUUUCAUUCAUCGGAACUAACAUACUAGCGUGUGUGUGUGCUGAUUUGUUUGGUUUCACAUCCGUUUCAAUGCCAUCAGCUCAAUGAUCUUUGUAAAGGACCGUGAAGAAAAGGCACUUCCCGAGCGCUUCAAUCAUGGGUCUUGGAAGCGUUCCCGCGGUCACAGGAUUUGCUUUAUUUGAUCUGCUACUGCGCCAUUUAGAAAAAUUCGAAUUGGCUAUUUGUGCAUAAACAUGUCAAUGUACUCAAGUACCCACGAGGCGGGUUGUGUUUUGCCUCUCAGUUACUGAUACCUAGUUGCGAAGGGACUAUGUUCUCAACAUGUUCUUAAAAAUAUUUUUACUUUUUAUUUCUUUUCUACACGUAAAUGGAUUUAUUUUGUAGUAACAUAUUAAAGUAAAUAAUAUCCAUAAAUGCUUAGUUCGAAAUAGCUGAAAUAUUUAAUCAUUUGUCAAAAACUGUACUUUUUGUUUUUGGACGAAGAUGUAAAAAAUUUCUGAGAAGUGUCUAGCACGUAAAUUCUAAUGUUUGAUAAACAUUUAACAAGUAAAAACGAAUGUCUGAGAAAUAUCUAACAGAUCUAGUAUAUCAAUAGAAUUUCUGAUAAAUAUCCAAGAGAUAAAGACAAAUUGCUGAUAAACGUGAAGCAGAUAAAGAUGAAUCUUUGAUAAAUAUAUAGUUUGUAACACACUCACGUUAAUAAUUUUUUUGCUGCAAAACUAUCUCUAUUGCAAUGACAAAUACGUACACGCUGCGUGUCUCACCAGGUAACUAUAGGACGGGAGUCGUAGGAGUUGAAGUGUGAUAAUUAGGAUGUAAAACUACCCUAGCAGUGAUGCUUUUCCUUAAACUUCAUUUCUUCAGAAAAACCUGUACCGUAAAGUUUUAUCAUGUACUGGAGAGCUUAUUGACAAUUUUAUAGAAGACUAAUAAGUAUGUUAUAGUCCUCGUUAUUUUAAAAUCAAAUAAAACUUGUGUAAAACCAAGUUAAGAAUACAGAUGGCGGCAGGAAAAACGAGUAAUAUUAAUGUCAAUUCUGCGCUAAUGUGUAGACAGUGGUGGAAAGUGUGUUGGGUGUAUAGUGAUCAAUACAAACUAUACAGAGAAUUGUAUGGACGGAAGAAGGCAGAAGUCAAACCAUCAGAUGCAACAAAAGUAUGUCGAAAUUGCAAGUGUCCAAAAGAAGAACAUGGGGGAAAGAUGACUACAAAAAACAUACCAGAGACAGAAAGUGUUGCCCAUAAGAUGACCCUACCAUUGGGCAGCCACAGUGAAAGUCAACAGCGUCAUCUACCGUCAGAUAAUGACAGUGGGUGUGCUCUAGAAGAAUACACUUGGAUCCCGCCAGGUUUAAACCCAGAACAGGUCCAUUUGUAUUUCUCGGUACUUCCCGACGAGAAAGUUCCGUACGUGAAUAGUGUUGGGGAAAAAUACCGAAUUAGACAACUUCUACAUCAACUGCCACCGCAUGACACACAACCCAGUUUCUGUAAUCAACUGCUCGGAGAAGAUGAAAAGAAAGAAUUACGGCAGUUUGCGGCACAGCGGAGGCGAGAAGCUCUCGGCCGCGGAAACGUGCGACAACUUCCUGUCUUGUUACAGUGUCCAGUGAGCUGUAAAAAUUGUGAAGAAAUGAUAUCAGGAGGAGAUAUCUGUGUGACUGCUAACAGAGUAGGUACAGACUGUUACUGGCAUCCCGCUUGUUUCGUGUGCUGUGAAUGUAAAGAACUGCUCGUGGAUCUAAUAUACUUCACGAAAGAUGACAAACUCUACUGUGGUAGACAUCAUGCCGAAACCGUCAAGCCUCGUUGUGCGGCUUGUGAUGAGAUCAUAUUUGCUGACGAGUGUACAGAGGCUGAAGGUAUGGCUUGGCACAUGAAGCAUUUUUGCUGUUUCGAGUGUGACAUGCGCCUUGGAGGACAAAGGUAUAUCAUGAAAGAUGGGCGACCUUAUUGCCUAAACUGUUAUGAUUCUAUGUUUUCCGAAUACUGCGAUACUUGUGGCGAGCCUAUAGGCGUGGACCAAGGCCAAAUGACCCACGGUGGUCAACAUUGGCACGCAAUGAAGGAUUGUUUCCGAUGUUACACAUGCCACUUACCAUUACUUGGCAGACCCUUUCUGCCAAAACGUGGGCUCAUUUAUUGCUGUGCACAGUGCAGUAAAGGGGAAAUUCCCAGACCGAAACAAAAUAUAUUCAAAGAGUCAAUGGCGCCAUCUAGAGAGAAAAAAUUUACAGAAAACGAGUUAUUGUCACAUGGAGAGGCGCCUACUAAAAUUUCUCCUCUGACACGAUACAAAAGCCAUGAAAAUUUGUGCGGGCAGAGAGAGCUUGAAAUAAAAAGUGAAGACAAAUGUUUUCUACAAAAUUCGUCUUGUUACUCCGAUUUUGAUCUCGACAGUCAAGGUGCCAAAGGCUUGAUUAGUUCAGUCAGCCGUACUAGAGGACCAUUGAAGGGACCACUUGUGUCAGAUGAUGCCUCAUUGUUAAACUCCACAAUCUCUGUAGACUUGUUGCAAGAAAUACAAUAUUUACAAAGCCAGUGCCAACUACGAAAGACACAGCAUAUAUACAGCAGCAACGAAAAUAGUGCUCCUGUUUUCCCUUCUAAACAGUUACCAGUUAACUCCUCAAACUCGUGUCGAAUUUUACAAUCGUCUCCCAGCUUCACGUCUAAUAACAAUAAUCCACAGUUACGACCUCCUCUCGCUAGAUCACCAUCAGAUCAUAUGCCUCGCCCAAUCGUCAGGUCAAAUUCUAACUGCAACAGCGGAGUGUCUUCAAAAAAUUUGUCCGUUCGGUUUAACCCCAUUCUCAUAAAACAUCCUUUGGAAAACCAUCCAAGAAGUUACAGCUGUCAAAAUAACGUUAAUAUGAGUAGCGCACAGUCAAGGCUUAAGAAUUCACAAUUUUGCAAGCCCUCAAGUAACAGUGGCGUCAUGGGUGAGAGUUCAACGUCGUCUGUAGUUUCAUCUACUCUCCAAAAUUUUGAUGACAAUACUGACAGCUGUAUGGUGUCUGCAAGCCCUUCCCACUCACCUCAUGACAGACCAAACGCGCAAGACUUGAAUUUAUCUGCACAACUCAAAUCUAAGCCACUGUUUUCACCUGUUGAGAACAUAGUGACACACCACGUGACUGAUUUUCCUUUUCAGAAUGACAGAGUAGCUGAGAAUUUUUUAAUUCCCAGAGAAAACGAAGAGGAAGAAGACAGUUGUAGUACGUGUUCUACUUCCAGUUCUGACGAGAUUUCUUACGAACUACCCCCAAGACGGGCAUAUGGUGGGGUUAGAAUUUCCUACGUCAGCAGUGAUGCAUUAUCUGUUGCCAAGCAAAAGCACAGAAUUUCAGAUGACACUACAGAAAUUACUGAGAAAAAGGAACAAGAUAAAAACUGUACCAUAUCUUGACAUCACUUUUGAGUUAAUAGUUUCUCGUUUUGGAAGUAGUAAAACAACAUCUACAAAAACUCGAAUAAUGUUCGAAAUGUUUUGAUAAAAAGUUUUCAAAGAUCUAAACGAAAAUUUUAUAGAUAAUGUUGAUCUCGAUGAAUCAAAAUUGAGAUUAUACAAAGUUUAUGCAUUUAUACCACCAGUAAUAUAAUAAUCAUUGUUGUAAAUGAAUUACAUUUCGACAACUUUACAUAAGAUUGCUGUUAUUAAAAAGCAUAACGUUACGAGCUUCUUUAAACACAAUGUAUGAAACUUAAUAGUCACCAUAUGUCAACAGUGAAGUAUUAGUUGUAUAUAGUUUUAAUUUUUCCACAGCUAGUAAUUCACAAAAAGGAACAUCGCCGCUUUUUCAAUUCAAUACCUGAAAGAUAAAGUGCUAAGAAAUUAAAUUUCGAAUAAAAUAUUAGGCCAAGAAAUCAUAUUGAGACAGUACUUAAUUUCUUUAUGAACAUGAUUUAUGGAAACCUUUCAAGUGCAAAACGCACUCCGUUUUCAUAAUCAUUCAGCGUUGUUUCCAAAUAUUUUCCCAACAGGUCGACUUUUUUUCUUUACGCAAUAAAACAAAUAUUAAUAAAUCUAUGACA